Messenger RNA from Diceros bicornis minor, 603 nucleotides. RefSeq names its product octapeptide-repeat protein T2-like. The transcript is spliced from 2 exons. Bases 1 to 603 code for a protein of 200 amino acids. The record is from RefSeq and is a predicted model, not a curated record. NCBI's taxonomy places the organism in Eukaryota, Metazoa, Chordata, Mammalia, Perissodactyla, Rhinocerotidae.
AUGGGGUUAUGUCUCAAUAAACCCAUCAUAAGUGGAAAAUAUCAUAAGGAGCGCCACACGGAGAGGGACGCCGCGGCCCGGGGCGCAGCAGCAAAGCACGCCAGGAGCGCCCGCAGCCCGCGGGAGGGGGACGGUAAAAGGCGCGGCAGACAAAGAGGCAGGGAGCGGCCGGGGGAGAGCGAGCAGCAGCGGGGGCGCGGAGCCGAGAGGCAGGCAGCGAGCGACGACCGGGGCUCAGCGGCGGCGGACACCGGGGCGCGGCUGACACCGCAGGGCUCACACCGCGACCCGGGCCGCGGACGCCCAGCCGCGCGACAGAAGCAGCGGCGACCCCGAGCAGCUGCGCUCCGCGCACUCACCACUGGGAGCUCCGUAAUGGCGGCGGCGGAGGCGGAGAGCCCGGGGGGCGGGACCGCCACAGCCAGUCACCGCCGCCGGCAUCUUUCGAACCGGCUCCGAAAACCGCUGGGGGAGUGGGGUGAGGGGCAGGGCGGGGGCGGCGGCGGGCCCCGCGGAGGGCCCCGGGAGCAUGCGCAAGCCCUCAGCCAAUCGGAGCGCGGCGGGACGACGCUGGCGCAGGCGCGCUGGGGCGCAAGGCCCUAG